CAACCCUCAACCCCACACCGCAGCCCAAAUAAAAAGAGAAAAGGAAAAGAAAAGGGAAGAGAGGUUUGAUAAAGACGCUCGUCACCCCCACCGCCGCCAUCAUGGCUCUCGGCCGGGGCAUCUUCGCCGCGGCCUUCCUCCUCCUCCUCGCCGCCUCCGCUGCGGACGACAUGUCCAUCGUCUCCUACAACGAGGAGCACGGCGCGCGGGGGCUGGAGCGGACGGAGGCGGAGGCGCGCGCGAUGUACGAGCUCUGGCUGGCGGAGCACGGCCGCGCGUACAACGCGCUCGGCGAGCACGACCGCCGGUUCCGGGUGUUCUGGGACAACCUCAGGUUCGUCGACGCGCACAACGCCCGCGCCGACGAGCACGGGUUCCGCCUCGGGAUGAACGGCUUCGCCGAUCUGACCAUCGAGGAGUUCCGCGCGGCGUACCUCGGCGCCAAGCCCGUCCAGAGGAACCGCGCCGCUGCGGAGAGGUAUCGCCACGACGGAGUCGAGGAGCUGCCGGAGGCCGUCGACUGGAGGGAGAAGGGGGCCGUUGCUCCCGUUAAGAACCAGGGACAAUGCGGAAGUUGCUGGGCUUUCUCUGCAGUCAGCACAGUGGAAAGCAUUAACCAACUUGUCACUGGAGAGAUGAUCGAAUUGUCUGAGCAGGAGCUUGUAGAAUGCUCGAGCAAUGAAGGGAACAAUGGUUGCAAUGGUGGGCUUAUGGAUUCUGCCUUUGACUUUGUCAUAAAGAACGGAGGCAUUGACACUGAAGCUGACUACCCUUACAAAGCCGUGGAUGGCAAAUGCGACAUCAGCAGGGAAAAUGCAAAGGUUGUGAGCAUUGAUGGCUUUGAAGAUGUCCCUCGAAAUGAUGAGAAGUCGUUGCAGAAGGCGGUUGCUCACCAGCCAGUCAGUGUUGCCAUUGCUGCUGGUGGCCGCGAGUUCCAGCUCUAUAAAUCGGGUGUCUUCAGUGGAAGGUGCACCACAACCCUUGACCAUGGUGUGGUUGCGGUCGGCUAUGGCACCGAGAAUGGCAAGGACUACUGGAUCGUCCGCAACUCAUGGGGUCCGAAGUGGGGUGAGGCUGGGUACGUCCGCAUGGAGCGCAACAUCAAUGCGACCAGCGGGAAGUGCGGGAUUGCCAUGAUGGCAUCUUACCCCACUAAAAAGGGCGCGAACCCUCCCAAGCCAUCUCCAACCCCUCCAACACCACCUCCCCCCGUCGCCCCCGAAUUGGUCUGCGACGAGAACUUUUCGUGCUCAGCAGGCAGCACCUGCUGCUGUGCAUUCGGCUUUAGGAAUCUCUGCUUGGUCUGGGGUUGCUGCCCACUGGAAAGCGCCGUCUGCUGCAAGGAUCACGCCAGCUGCUGCCCACGGGAUUACCCUGUCUGCAACACCAGGGCUGGAACUUGCUCUGCGAGCAAAAACAGCCCACUGAGCGUGAAGGCCGUGAAGCGCACCCUCGCGAAGCUGAACUCCGCGUGAACUCGUCCAGACGGCAGUGUCGGUCUGGAGAAGUAUGGGACUGCCCGGAGCUUUUCUGAUUCCGCGCUUCCAAAUCUCGUUCAAAAUUUGAUCAAGACAUGGCUUUCAUAGAUUGUUGUAUAUGUUCUAGUACUAUUUAUCUUUCAUGAAUCUGAAUCCUCUGUAAAUAAUCAGCUAUCGUUUGUACUCUGAUUACGUCAUCAAGGAUAUUGGUCAUGAAUGAACUGUUCUAUAAUCCAAGUUCAAGUAUCUAUUCACUUCA
Phragmites australis (common reed) is the source of this 1737-nucleotide messenger RNA. RefSeq names its product oryzain beta chain-like. NCBI's taxonomy places the organism in Eukaryota, Viridiplantae, Streptophyta, Magnoliopsida, Poales, Poaceae. The record is from RefSeq and is a predicted model, not a curated record. The transcript has 5 exons. Gene Ontology annotation, molecular function: cysteine-type endopeptidase activity. Gene Ontology annotation, cellular component: lysosome. Bases 102 to 1475 code for a protein of 457 amino acids.